Molecule: messenger RNA, 2469 nt
Organism: Ceratotherium simum simum (southern white rhinoceros)
Lineage: Eukaryota; Metazoa; Chordata; Mammalia; Perissodactyla; Rhinocerotidae
Gene: MICU1
Product: mitochondrial calcium uptake 1
Biological process (GO): mitochondrial calcium ion homeostasis; calcium import into the mitochondrion
Cellular component (GO): uniplex complex
Molecular function (GO): calcium ion binding
Source: RefSeq, a predicted model, not a curated record
CCUUUUCCUCGUGCCCCUCCCGCAUGCACUUCGUCACGAUCCCGACAGGCCCAGCGGCUAAAAGAGUCACGUGAGGGUGGGCGGUGGAGGUGGAGGCUGUGUCUGCUGUUUUUUCGUCUCCAUGGUUGUCGGAGGUGGGCGGUUUUGGCCCAGAAGCCGCUGAAGCUCGAGCGUGGACGGGAUGUUUCGUCUUAACUCACUUUCUGCAUUGGCAGAACUGGCUGUGAGUUCUCGAUGGUACCAUGGAGGAUCACAGCCCACCCAGAUGAGGCGACGACUAAUGAUGGUGGCUUUCCUGGGAGCAUCUGCAGUAACUGCAAGUACUGGUCUCUUGUGGAAGAGGGCCCUUGCAGAAGCUCCACCAUCUGUAAACAACCUAAAAAGUGAACUUGGUGAUAAAGGGAAGAAUAAAGAUGAAGGGGAAGUUCAUAACCAUGAAAAAAAGGCUGCAGAUAUUUGUCUUGAGCCUUGUCCAGAAGAGAAGAAGAAGAAACGUUCUGGAUUCAGAGACAGAAAAGUGAUGGAAUAUGAGAAUAGGAUUCGAGCAUAUUCCACACCGGACAAAAUCUUCCGAUAUUUUGCCACCUUGAAAGUAAUCAAUGAGCCUGGUGAAUCUGAAGUGUUUAUGACUCCACAAGAUUUUGUGCGAUCUAUAACACCCAAUGAAAAACAACCAGAACACUUGGGCCUGGAUCAGUUUAUAGUAAAACGCUUUGAUGGAAAGAAAAUUGCCCAGGAACGAGAAAAAUUUGCUGACGAAGGCAGUAUAUUUUACACCCUUGGAGAAUGUGGACUCAUAUCCUUUUCAGACUACAUUUUCCUUACAACUGUUCUUUCUACUCCUCAGAGAAAUUUUGAAAUUGCCUUCAAGAUGUUUGAUUUGAAUGGAGAUGGAGAAGUAGACAUGGAGGAGUUUGAACAGGUUCAGAGCAUCAUUCGCUCCCAAACCAGUAUGGGUAUGCGUCACAGAGAUCGUUCUACUACUGGUAACACCCUCAAGUCCGGCUUAUGUUCAGCCCUCACAACCUACUUUUUUGGAGCUGAUCUCAAGGGGAAGCUGACAAUCAAAAACUUCCUUGAAUUUCAGCGUAAACUUCAGCAUGAUGUUCUGAAGCUAGAGUUUGAACGCCACGACCCUGUGGAUGGGAAAAUUACUGAGAGGCAGUUUGGUGGCAUGCUGCUGGCCUACAGUGGGGUGCAGUCCAAGAAGCUGACUGCCAUGCAGAAGCAGCUCAAGAAGCACUUCAAAGAGGGAAAGGGUCUGACAUUUCAGGAAGUGGAAAACUUCUUUACUUUCCUAAAGAAUAUUAAUGAUGUGGACACUGCAUUGAGCUUUUACCAUAUGGCUGGGGCAUCUCUUGAUAAAGUGACCAUGCAGCAAGUGGCCAGGACAGUGGCUAAAGUGGAACUCUCAGACCAUGUGUGUGAUGUGGUGUUUGCGCUCUUUGACUGUGAUGGCAAUGGGGAGCUGAGCAAUAAGGAAUUUGUUUCCAUCAUGAAGCAACGGCUGAUGAGAGGCCUGGAGAAGCCCAAAGACAUGGGCUUCACCCGCCUCAUGCAGGCCAUGUGGAAGUGUGCACAGGAAACUGCCUGGGACUUUGCUUUACCUAAACAGUAACCCAAAAGUGCAAGAGGGGCCACCUCUCCACCCCAGGAACCCUGGCCCCUUGAGCAGAGCCUUGGCACAGCCCUUCUUGCUGCUAUUUCUGGAAGUAGUGCUCCCUUCCUCCUGGGAAUAAUCUCAGGAUUCAACCAGUUUCCCUCUCCCCCCUUCCCUGUCCCAGUGUUCUGCUAGGCUCUUAUUCUGCCGAAUGAUAAUCCCCAGAGGUUCUCAAAAACAUGAGCAAGUCCUAGAAGCUCACACCUUUGGCACCUUCGACAGCACUACCCAUUCAAGUACCCUAUGGAUGAAGAAUGCAGGGAACCAUCUACAUACCUGCCAACCCUGGGAAACAUCCCACUGUCAAGUCAUCUUUGCUGUGGAUUUCUAUUAACAAGAACAUUCCUUACUUUUCCUCCUGCUGGUGUUUUUAAGCUACAAGUUGGGAAAACCUCUGGCAGGCCAAAGGAAAUUUGUGAUGAAUGAUAAUGAGGACAACCCAGGCACCCUGAGCUGGUGGGAAGCCUGGCCACAGGAAGGAUCUGUGUCAGUCCCCAGGGUGGCUCUGAGACCUGCUCCAGGAAGGUGAUAUGCACAGUGUAACAGAGCAAGAUUCAGAAUUUAAAGCAGCUGCUUCAUGGCUCUCUCCACUCCCUUCUUUUCCUCUCAGGCUCCCUAAGAAGACUCCACCACAACCCUGUCCUUAAUGAGCAGCAGUGAUUAAGUUCAUUUCUCUGCAAGUGCCAUUCCCCCUCCGGGAGUGUGCCUCCAAGGCUGAGGCCUGGCUCAGAGUCUAUUUGCCUUCUGUUUUAAACACUUGUAAAAUAUCACUUUAAUUACAACAGUUUGCAGUAAACCCCCCAAAGGUU